AUGCGACCGUUAGGAAAAGCGCUCAAGAUAGCGACACUCGAAGGACGACCAUGGAAACAAGAAUUGAACCGUUUUCUUUUACAAUAUCGUACCACUCCACAUUGCACUACAGGAGUACCUCCAUCAGAACUGUUUUUUAACCGAGUGAUAAAAGGAAAAUUACCAGUUAUAAACAGCAAGAAGAUUGUCAAUCGACAUAAAGAAGCUCGAGAUAAUGAGAAAACACGACAAGAACGCAACCGAGAAUAUGCAAAUCAAACACAAGAAAAAGUGAUCUACAAGUUGGAGAUUAUGUACUGGUUAGACAAGAAAAGAAAAACAAGCUAACUGCGAAUUUUAAUCACAAACCGUAUAAAGUGAUAAAGAAAACUGGUUCAGAGAUACUUGCCCAAAGUAAAGAUGGUCACAUUGUGAAACGGAACGUGUCACAUUUCAAGCGAAUAAAUAAACCACGAGAAGAAGACACUGAUGAUGAAGGUUUCGAUUAUGAAGAAAACUCGCAGGACAAUCAGCCACCCAUCAGUAAUGAAAACAACGAAGUACCAAGAAGAUCAAGCCGAAUUCGAAGACCACCGAAUCGAUACGGACAUGAAUAUCCAUCAAAUCUAAUAAGCUAA
Paramuricea clavata is the source of this 617-nucleotide messenger RNA. The record is from the annotation of a GenBank genome assembly. NCBI's taxonomy places the organism in Eukaryota, Metazoa, Cnidaria, Anthozoa, Malacalcyonacea, Plexauridae.